This is a messenger RNA of Colletotrichum destructivum, 828 nucleotides long. RefSeq lists its product as uncharacterized. The transcript has 2 exons. Lineage: Eukaryota; Fungi; Ascomycota; Sordariomycetes; Glomerellales; Glomerellaceae. The coding region runs from base 1 to 828 and encodes 275 amino acids. The record is from RefSeq and is a predicted model, not a curated record.
AUGAUUCAAGAUAUGCGUGAGGGAGCAGGAGACAAAAAGUCGGAAACACUAAACGACAAGAAUGGGAGUAGGCUUAGCUUGACCUGUCCCUUUUACAAGGAGGACGAACGCAAGCAUCACAAGUGUCUCCAGUUUCAGUCAAGCGGAAUCAGGGACGUGAAGCAGCAUCCAAGCAGAAACACAUGCAACCGCGUUUUUGUCCAAGCUGUGACAGGGUCUUCGGAGCCCUGGAAGACCAAAGACGGCAUACAAGGCUACGCACCUACAACAUCGGACAGCUUCACCCCCCUGACAGAAUCACCCAAGAUCCACAGAAGGACCUCUUUGAAAGAGUACAUCGUAAGCUUAAGAAGAACUGGUGAUAUGCUGUCUGGUACAAUGCCUUCACCGGAAAGCCCCGUCCAGACACCUCAUGUCUGUAGCUUGUUCCACGAGGUGGCGGCAAGCUUUCUAAGGUUCUGUCAAGCAAGAAGGCGAUGCAUUCAUCUUAAUCGUUUGAGAAGUGACUCGGCACUGCGUUCAUGUUGGAGACCUGAUGAGGGCAGGAUUCGUGACCUGCAGGAAGUGUCCAUGAACGACGUCGUCAACCAGUUCAUCGAGGCUUCGGUACCCGUUUCCCGAGAACGAACAACAUCAGAUAACCUAUCGGGCAGCACUCCAGGACCUUUAAUCCGUAAGAUCGGUGUCGAUGACAGCUCUUUUGUUGCCAACAAACAAGGCUCGACAGGUGGUUUUGAUGGGAACGUUGGUUGGAUACUCAACACCGAUCCCAUUUGGGAUGAGGUUUCAGUUAUUGAUGAGUUAUUCCGAGGCGGAUCGUUAAGCUAG